Molecule: messenger RNA, 2136 nt
Organism: Yamadazyma jaroonii
Lineage: Eukaryota; Fungi; Ascomycota; Pichiomycetes; Serinales; Debaryomycetaceae
Source: the annotation of a GenBank genome assembly
AUGAAUGUUAAUAAAACUGUUGAUUCCGAUGCUGCCCCAAAUCCUCGUAAUUUGAUCCAACAGGAAAGAUCAAGUGCUGUCUUCAAUCCAGACUUGAUGAAUUAUUUCUUAGAAGGGUCUAAAGAAAGAUCAGAAGAAACUAAAAAAAUGAUUCAACAAAUGGAAAGAGAUCCUAUCUUAGCUUCCAGAUCAAAUUAUUAUGAUUUGACAAAAGCUGAACAAAGAGAAUUGACAAUCAAAAAGAUUAACAGAUUAUCAAGAUAUAUUGAAAGUGAAACUUUUGACGAAUUUGAAAGAAGAAUGAGUUUAAUUUCUGUCUUUGAUCCUCAAUUGCAUACAAGAAUUGGUGUUCAUUUAGGUUUAUUCAUUGGUUGUGUCAGAAGUAAUGGUACUUUCGCUCAAGUUAAUUAUUGGGCUUUAGAAAAGGAAAGUGCUUUCAUCAAAAACAUCUAUGGUUGUUUCGGUAUGACCGAAUUAGCUCAUGGUUCAAAUGUUGCUGGUUUACAAACCACUGCUACUUUUGAUGAAGAAAAUGACUCUUUCAUUAUCAACACUCCUCAUAUUGGUGCCACCAAAUGGUGGAUUGGAGGUGCUGCUCAUUCAGCCACUCAUUGUUCUGUUUAUGCCAGAUUAAUUGUCAAAGGUAAAGAUUAUGGUGUCAAGACUUUCAUUGUCCCAUUGAGAGACUCAAACCAUGAUUUAAUGCCAGGUAUCACUAUUGGUGAUAUUGGUGCUAAAAUGGGUAGAGAUGGUAUUGAUAAUGGUUGGAUUCAAUUUUCAAAUGUUAAAAUUCCAAGAUUCUUCAUGUUACAAAAAUAUGCUAAAGUUGAUUCUGACGGUAAUGUUACUUUACCAAAAAUGAAUCAAUUAUCUUAUGGUGCCUUAUUAAGUGGUAGAGUUAUUAUGGUAAAAGAUGCUUUCAGAUGGUCUUCAAGAUUCAUCACCAUUGCUACUCGUUAUGGUGUUGGAAGAAGACAAUUUCAAGCUGCAAAUGCUAAAGAAAAUGAUGAAGAAAGUCAAUUAUUGGAUUAUCCAUUACAUCAACGUCGUUUAAUUCCAAUUUUAGCCUUAUGUUAUGCAUUCUCCAAUGGUGCUAAUGUUUUAGCUGACAGUGCCAAAGAAGCCAACGAUAUCUUAGAAAGUGCUGUUUCUAAUGAUGAUAAAGCUGGUAUCGACCACGGUAUUGCUUUAACCAAAUCAUUAUUCGUUGCUUCAGGUUCAUUAAAAUCAACCUGUACUUGGUUGACUUUAGAAAACAUUGAUAAAUGUAGACAAGCUUGUGGUGGUCAUGGUUAUUCAUCAUACUCCGGUUUUGGUAAAGCUUACAAUGAUUUUGCCGUCCAAUGUACUUGGGAAGGUGAUAAUAACAUUUUGGGUAUGUCUGUUGGUAAACAAUUAGUUAAGAACAUUGAAAAUGUUUUAAAUAAAGGUGAAAAAUUAUCAGGUAUCUUGGAAUUCUUGAAUGAUUCUAGCAAAUAUUUGAAUAAAGAAGUUGUUUUAAACAUUGAUGAUUUAAACAGUACUGAAAAGAUCUUAGUUGCUUUACAAGUUGCUAUUAUCAGAGGUUCUGCUCAAUGUUUGAAAACUUUACAAGCCCAAAAUGAUAACUGGGAUUAUAUUGGUGCUGAUUUAGUUACCUUAUCUAAAUUAUUAGCUCACUUCUUCUUAUUAAAAGCUUUCUUAGAUAAAGUUAAAACUAUGGGAGAAGGUGAUGAAAAACCAUUGAUUCCAAUUUUGGACAAAUUGGCCAAAUUGUAUUCUUACACUGCUGCUUUAGAAACUUUCUCAGGUAAUUUCUUAACUUACUCAGUUAUUUCACCUGAUGCUAUGACUUACUUAACCACCACCAGAAUUCAAGAAUUAUGUGCUGAAUUAAGACCUCAUGUUAUCCCAUUAACUGAUUCUUUCCAAUUGAGUGACAUGAUGAUUAAUUCGGCUAUUGGUGGUUAUGAAGGUAAUUUCUAUGAAGAAUAUUUCAAGAUUGUCAACACUAACAAUCCUCCAGAAAAUGAUAAAGCUCCUUAUAAUCAUUUGAUCAUGAAGAUGUUACAUAGAGGAAGUUAUGAUGAUAGAACUAGACAGGAAUUCAGUGACGAAGUUGCUGAAUUGAUUGACCCUGAAUUAGAAGAUUCAUGA